AUGCCGUCAGUGACGGAUAUUAAUUCAUCGAUAACAACAGCGAAAAUGAAUGGUAUUGAAAAUUUAGGAUUAAAACAGCAAGCACAAUCUGUUGCUGCAACUUUUUCAAAUGAUAAAGCCUUGACUACAGCACAAGAAAGUACGGAUCCGUUAACCCAAGCAGUUUUAAUGCUUGAAAAAAAACAACGAAAUCUCGCAAAACGCAAGGAUAAACUGGAAAGCUAUGAACAAGAAGCCAGAAGUGGAAAAGAAUUGAAUAAAGAUCAAAAGGAUGCACUUGCGAAAUAUGGAGAAGUUAUUGGACAAAUUGAAUGUGCAAAAGAAACCCAUGAACAACUUAAAAAGUUGCAACAAGAAUCUACUAAAUUACAAAAACGCACACAAAAACAAUUACAAGAGGAAAAGCGUGGAUAUGUUGGUCAACGUUUACGUGAAUAUAUACAGCUCAGACUAAUCAUGGAUGAUGUUAGAAAUGAACAAAGUCGAAAAAAAUUAGAAACGAUAGGAAUUAGCCUCAAAUCGGAUGAUGUGGUUGUAUUUGAUGAGUUAUAUAAAUCUAUUGUACCGUCGACAACAGUCGAUUUAUCACAACCAAUGGAUAAACAAUUUUCUCGUUGUAUUGAACAAUUUCAAAAUAUUUAUGAUGGAAAUACGAAAAAACCUUCGGGCAUCCAAGGAAAAACGUGUGCAGAGUUAAAAGAAUUUAUUGAGCAAUUUACGACAAAAUAUUCACAAAUCUUUGAUGGAGCACAACAACAAAAAUCAGCUUCAAUUCAACAGCAACAACCGCCAUCAGAUCAAGAAGAAAUAAAUAGUUCUACAACAUCCGUUGUACCAUUGGAAACAGCAGUUGCUGUACCUGAAUUGAUGUUGAGUGAUAUUAAAACAACUCCGUUGGUUGUACCACCUGUCCCAACCGCUCCAGCUACUGUAUUGCCCCAGCGACAGUCACGACAAAAUUUUCAACAACAACCAUCUGCAAAUGAUUUACAAAUGUAUGUGAAUAAUAGCAAUGUGAAACCAUCUGCUCCAAUGCAGCAACCACCAUCGAUGCAGCAGCUAAUAUCAACUCCAUCGAUGUAUACAAAUCCAUCGAAUAUGACUUCAAUGUCAAACAAGUUCUCGACUAAUCAAAUUUUAAUGCAUAAUGAAAUAAUUCGAAUGGAUACGCGUCAACAACAACCACCCAUUGCUGAUAUUAUUAACAAUGCUCCUAUUAGUUUUCUAGGUUUACAAGAUGCAACGAAUGACUAUAGUCAACAGCAAGAACUACUUGAUUCUUCACCUGUGGAACUUCAUGAAACACAGCAACAAUCACCCUCAUUUACCACCCAACAUAUUCCAUCAUUGGUUGUCACAAACUCAAAUUUAGCUAAUGAACGAGAUGUUUAUGGACAAAAUCCUCAACAAGUUAUACCGUCACAAGUGUAUGCUGAUUCAACUUCAACACAAAAAUGGAAUACGAAUCAAGGAAAUAAUGUUACAGUUGAUCAGGAGAAUGCCAGCCAACAGCAACACUAUGGUAACAAUAAGCAACAGCAUCAACAAUCAACAGCAGAUAACAUUAGCAGCGUUAAUGAUAACGGAAACGAUGAACAAUGGCAACAAAGUGGAAAUAGAGGUUCACGAAGUCGCGGUCGUAAUUUCAAUGGACAACGUACAACUGGUGGUGGUCGUCGUCCAUAUUCUGGCCAGCACCAACAACGUCCGUAUUAUGGUAAUGAUUAUAAUCAAGGAGGCAGAGGCUAUUCUGGCGGUGAUAAUCGUGACAGACCAUAUCGAGGUCGUGGUGGUGGAACUUAUUAUCGAGGAGGAAAUUAUCGUGGUGGCUAUGAUAAACCACAACAUAACGUUUAUAAUGAUCAACAACAACAGCCGCGUCAAACAGGAACAACUUCUCAAAAUCAACAAUAA
Messenger RNA from Didymodactylos carnosus, 1914 nucleotides. NCBI's taxonomy places the organism in Eukaryota, Metazoa, Rotifera, Eurotatoria, Philodinida, Philodinidae. The record is from the annotation of a GenBank genome assembly.